This is a messenger RNA of Medicago truncatula (barrel medic), 717 nucleotides long. RefSeq lists its product as uncharacterized. NCBI's taxonomy places the organism in Eukaryota, Viridiplantae, Streptophyta, Magnoliopsida, Fabales, Fabaceae. The record is from RefSeq and is a predicted model, not a curated record. The transcript has a single exon. Bases 1 to 717 code for a protein of 238 amino acids. Gene Ontology annotation, molecular function: nucleic acid binding; RNA-DNA hybrid ribonuclease activity.
AUGGUAAACAAUUUCAAUGUCAUGUUGUUUGAAUUCUUCCGCAGGUUAUCAUCCACACAACAAAAAUCAGCAGCUAUGCUCCUUUGGAGCCUUUGGAAGAGUCGUAACUCUAAACUUUGGGAUGCCUUGGACACAUCGUCAGCCUUCACAGUUUGUCGCGCUAAAGAUACCCUUCAAGAGUGGAGUUGCAUGCAGAGAGCGAAAAAACAAGUGCAGAAUCUGCCAUGUCUAUCUUCCUGGACUAAGCCACCGGUAGGAAUGACAAAAUGCAAUGUUGAUGCUCCAACUUGUCAUAAUAACUCCAUCACUGACUAUGGUAUAUGCUUUCGUAACCAUUUGGGGGAGCUGCUGAUCGGUAAAUCAGAUUUUUUACUUUCCUCCGCCACCAUUUUAGAAGCAGAGACCAUUGCAUUGGUAGAAUCUCUAAAAAUGGCUACAACAAAUGGAAUGCAUGAGGUUCUGUUUGAAACAGAUAGCAGGACUCUGGUAGAUGUCAUCAAAUCAAAUGCAACACCUCAAAACGAGUUUGGUGAUCUUAUUAUCCAAUGCAGAAGUUUCUUGAAUAGUAAUCCCGACUUUGUAGUGUCGUAUAUUCGGAGGCAAGCUAAUAAGGUUGCUCAUAACAUUGCAAUAGCAUCCUUAUCACACCCUAGCCCCCAUGUUUUCUACCAUGUAACAACUACUUUGUACUCUACGAUUUUGGAUGAAAUUAAUUAA